Messenger RNA from Scutellospora calospora, 663 nucleotides. The record is from the annotation of a GenBank genome assembly. NCBI's taxonomy places the organism in Eukaryota, Fungi, Glomeromycota, Glomeromycetes, Diversisporales, Gigasporaceae.
AUGGAUGGUGCUUUUCCCGGGUUUUCUUCUGGAAGUGGACGACAUAUAAAUCCAAUUUCCGAGGAAUCCAUUAACAGAAUACGAGGUCUUUUUGAUGAUAAUGAUAAAAUUCGUAAAGAUUCAGGAAGUUCACUGGGAUUUUCUUCGGUUACCACUCCAAAGAAACAUUCUGGGUUUUCUUCUGGUAGUGGACGCCAUGUAAAUCCAAUUUCCGAGGAGUCAAUCAACAGAAUACGAGGUCUUUUUGACGAUGAUGAAGAAAUUUGUAAAGAUCCAGGAAGUUUACUGGGGUUUUCUUCGGUUAGCACUCCGAUGAAACUUUCUGGGUUUUCUUCUGGAAGUGGACGACAUAUAAAUCCACUUUCCGAGGAAUCAAUUAACAGAAUACGAGGUCUUUUUGACGAUGAUGAUGAAGUUUGUAAAGAUCCAAGAAGUUUACUGGGAUUUUCUUCGGUUAACACUUCGAAGAAACUUUCUGGAUUUUCUUCUGAUGGUGGAUGUUACAUAAGCCCAAAAAAACGAAAAAUAUUACAUCAAAACCAAAAUAUUAUAAACAAUCAAGAUUGUUUACCUGCGGUACAGCCUAGAAUUGAUUAUUCGGAAAAACGAAAAAUAUUACAUAAAAACCAAAAUAUUAUAAACAGUCAAGCUUGUUUACCUGAG